AUGAUUCGCUUGAUUAACAUGGAGACGUUAAAGUUGGAGACGUUCUCUGGCAAGAAAGUUCCUAAAUAUGCCAUCCUAUCCCACACCUGGGGCACCGAUUCGGAAGAGCUUACCUUCGAUGACCUCCGAAAAGGAAUAACUGACAAGCCAGGUAUUGGGACGAUCAAGUUUAAGGGAUGCUGUGAUCUAGUCAUCAAGGAAAACAUCAAAGAAGAAAAAGAAAACAAAAUGAAACAUGUCUGGAUUGACACUUGCUGCAUCGACAAAUCAAGCUCUUCAGAACUGCAAGAGGCUAUCAACGCCAUGUUUGAUUGGUAUGCCAAUGCCUCUGUCUGUUAUGCCUAUUUAUCGGAUGUGCCUCAGGACGACAAGCUACCUUCUGAUAGUGAAUCCAAGUUCUUCACUAGCCGAUGGUUUUCGAGAGGUUGGACCCUACAAGAGCUUCUUGCACCAAAGGAAGUGCGUUUUUACAAUGCAGAAUGGAAACCCAUAGGCGACAAAAUUGAACUGAGCCGUACUAUUGAGAAAAUCACUGGCAUCUCAUGGCUGGUUCUGAAAGGUAUCGACAAAAUACAUAACGCAAGCGUUGCACAGCGCAUGUCAUGGGCGGCGCGAAGAGAAACAACGCGGCCUGAAGAUCUCGCAUACUGUCUGCUAGGUAUCUUUGACAUACACAUGUCAAUGCUAUAUCCAGAGGGCGGCAAAAAUGCCUUCUUCCGGCUCCAGGAUCUCAUUAUGAAGAAGACCGGGGAUGACUCCAUUCUUGCUUGGGAUCACAGCGAACCUCCCAACCCCCAAGAUCGGACUAUUGGAGAUGAGAUAUUCGCAGUUAGUCCGGCAUAUUUCGCAAAUUCUGGAAAGAUUGUGGCCCGAAAGCCGGAGCGCAUUUUUAGCGAAAUCAAUGUGCUUGGUGGCAGGCUUGGGAUCAACUUGCCGCUCCAUAUUGCUGAGUCUGGUGAAUUGUUUGGAUUGCUCAAUUGUGGUCCUAAAUCAACCAAGGAGGGAAUUCAAUGCGUUGGAAUUCCUCUGGCCAAAGCAACCUCCGGGGCACCAAAUGAGUAUAUCAGGCCAAAGAAGCGCUCUUUGAGACUAUGUCCAGCACCGGCACCUGAUUCUUCAACUCAGUGGAUCCAAAUAAAAAAAGAUGGUCAAAAGGAUACAACGGCAGAUCAGCAAUGCUGGCUUUAUGAGGAUGCGUCAUUUGCCAAAUUUCACCUGGAGUUGAUGGAAGUGCAUCCCUCAUCUUGGUGGGACAAGAAGAAAGGUAUGAUUUCUGGAAUGGAUUCUGACGAUACUGCUAUUAAUCGAAUCUUGAUGCGGUGUCGCUAUUGCAAACCGGAAUCCAAGACGGAAUACCCAGAUUUUCUCUUUAUACUCGAAUUAAGCCAGCCGGGUUCCAACGCAAAGCAUCUGUUUCAUACUGCGAUAUGCCGCAGAGAUGCUCCGCUACCAGAGCUCGCAGAACAAUUUCGCCCAGAGCUACCAAACAUAUCCGGAUACGCCAGCAACGGGAUAUUCAAUCUACACAUAACACUAGACUCAGAGGAUGGAGGAGAUAGAAUGUCUCUCACGCCCGGAGAAGCGCCUGAUUCGCACGAUACUAUUAAUGCAUCUUCAGAGACGGAGAAGCUAGCGGCUGUUGCUCAAUUCACAAAAUUGUUGAGAUCUAGGAAGCUGGGGAAAGCGAAAGAGGAACGGCUCAGAAUCGAUACGGAAGCUCGCAGGCGGCGUUUGCAAUUUGUCAAGGAGCAGCGACAGACGGUCGACGACGAAAUAAAAAAGCUCGAGGCUAGAAGGGCGAUGUUAAUCGAGGAAGAACAAGACAAGUCUAACGAGAUGAACGACCUAGCAGAGGAGCAGACACAAGCCAGAAAGCUUCAAGAUGAUUUGUUCAAAGAGCUAGAAGCUGCACAUCAACGGCUGAGAAGUGUCGAGCCCAUCGAGUAUUCCGAAGUGAAGUUGAACGACUUUGAUGUGGACGAAAAUGAUUCCGAAGCGCAGAGAAAGGAUGAGGAUGUGGGCAGGACAUUGUUGCGAGAAGCCAUCAAGAAUGGCGAUGUUGAAGCGAUGAAGAUGCUUCUUGCAGGAUCUGACGACGAGGACGCUGCAAGUAACUAUAGUUGGCUGGUGCUUACUUCGGCGUCCUUCAGAGGAGAUGCCGACACGGUUGGGGGGCUCCUCGCGAACAACAAAGUCGAUCCUGACUCUAGAGAUAUAAGAGCUGGUCGGACGGCGCUUGGUUGGGCAAGUGAGAAUGGUCACGCAGACGUCGUGAAGCUGCUUCUCGACACAAAUAGGGUGAAUGUAAAUGCGCAAGAUGUGAAUGGAGCCACGCCGCUGCAUCUGGCUUCAGGAAGAGGCCAUACGUCUGUUAUGAAGCUGCUUGUUGACAGGAACGACACAGAUCUUAACCCACGGGACGUGAAUGGCAAGACGCCGUUGCAGUGGGCAUCUGAAGGAGAUUGGGGGGAUGCAAGACAGUUGCUGCUUGAUCGAGGCGCGCCCAAUGUUUAUCAACAAACGCUUCAGGGUUAUGGCGGCAGUAUCGAGGGGGUGGCCUUCUCACACGAUUCAGCGCUUAUAGCAUCAGGGUCAUCAGAUUAUACUGUCAGAAUCUUAGACAGGAUCACAGGAAGAUGGCAAAAAACACUCGAGGGUCACAAUGGCAUCGUCAACGCGGUGGCCUUCUCACACGAUUCAACGCUUAUAGCAUCGGCAUCGAAUGAUUCUGCCAUCAGGGUGUGGAAUACCACAACAGGUAGAUGCCAACAGAUGUUACGUGGCCCUAGAUCGGACAUCACCAUGGAGGCAGUGGCAUUCUCGCAUGACUCAAAACUCAUAAUAUCUGGGUCAAGUGAUGCAAUCUUCAAGGUGUGGGAUGUAACGACAGGCAAGCUCUCGAGAUCGCUUAUGGGUCAUAAUGCCACCAUCUACGCCGUGGCCUUUUCACACAACUCCUACUUAAUGAUAUCAGCAUCGAGGGAUGGUGUCGUUAUAAUGUGGAAUGACGAUAAACGAACCUACCGCAUGAUAGAGCCCAACACCGCCUCCUUGAGUAGACUGAACAUUUCGGAGAUGUCAAUGUAUUUCUGCCAUUUCUGCACGACGUCGGCAGACGGCGCUGUGAGAGUCGGGAGUACUGAAAACGGCCAACGUCAACAAAUAUCACACGAUCACGACGCUUCACCAACUUUAUCUGUCAUUGUUGCAUCAGGAUCGUUAAACGAAACAAGGAAGCUUUGGGGGCUCGGUACACGGAUAUGCAAACAGUUAAUUGGAAGCAAAGGCGCUGCGGUUCGUGCAAUAGCCUUCUCGCACGACUUGAAUUUCGUAGUAUGCGGCUUAAGUGACGGCACUAUCCAGAUUUGGGAUAAGUGGUUGUCGUCUUACGCUUCUAAUGAGAAUUCACGGCAUUCUGAAGAACAGAGUGAGGAGAGGCACCUGGAGCUAAGGGAUCAAUGA
Messenger RNA from Trichoderma aggressivum f. europaeum, 3462 nucleotides. RefSeq lists its product as uncharacterized. Gene Ontology annotation, molecular function: protein binding. Lineage: Eukaryota; Fungi; Ascomycota; Sordariomycetes; Hypocreales; Hypocreaceae. Bases 1 to 3462 code for a protein of 1153 amino acids. The record is from RefSeq and is a predicted model, not a curated record. The transcript has a single exon.